This is a messenger RNA of Penicillium angulare, 345 nucleotides long. RefSeq lists its product as uncharacterized. The record is from RefSeq and is a predicted model, not a curated record. Lineage: Eukaryota; Fungi; Ascomycota; Eurotiomycetes; Eurotiales; Aspergillaceae. The transcript has a single exon. The coding region runs from base 1 to 345 and encodes 114 amino acids.
AUGAAGUUCCUCUCAGUCGUUGCCUCCCUCGCUGCCAUGGCUGCAUCUGCCUCCGCCUGGCAAGUGCAAGGUUACCACGGAGAGUUCUGCAAAGACUCAACCCUGGUUUACCAGAUGAUGAACUCCUAUGAGACUGGCUGCUACAACAUGGAUCUUGGAACCGGUUACAAGGUUUUUGGCUUCAGUCCUAAUUUCGACGAUUCCACCUACUAUAUUAUGGCUUACUCCGCUCUGGAUUGUACUGGUGAUGGCACCCACUACCUGGACCUCAUGAGGGGUAACUCGGAGUCGUACUGCGCUAAGUCGGACUGGAACCUCUUGUCUUAUAAAGUUAUGAGUGUCUAA